This is a messenger RNA of Brassica napus (rape), 2619 nucleotides long. RefSeq lists its product as uncharacterized. Gene Ontology annotation, molecular function: zinc ion binding; nucleic acid binding. Lineage: Eukaryota; Viridiplantae; Streptophyta; Magnoliopsida; Brassicales; Brassicaceae. Bases 1 to 2619 code for a protein of 872 amino acids. The transcript has a single exon. The record is from RefSeq and is a predicted model, not a curated record.
AUGGAAACUAUGAAGGAACUCGUUGCACUACAAAAACCAAUCAUGUUGGAUGAGGGGAACUUCGGGCAUUGGAAAGCGAGAAUGAGACAUAUCAUUCGAGGGAUAGAUGAAGACGCAUGGACUGCUGUUGAACAAGGGUGGACUGCUCCCACCAUGGUGAUGGAUGACAAGUCCAUGGGACCCUUACCCAAGGAAAGGUGGACUGACUCUGAUAAGGCUGCAUCAAAGUUCAACUCUAAGGCUCUCACAACGAUCUUCUCAGCUGUUGAUCUUGAUCAAUUCAAAAUCAUUCAGGGUUGUGAAUCAGCCAAGGAAGCGUGGGACACACUCAUCAAUCACUUUGAGGGAAACACGAGUGUAAGACGCACUAGAAUUGACCAUCUUGCUUCUAAGUUCGAGAAUCUACGUAUGGAGGAUGAUGAAUCAAUUGGGAGCUUCAUCUCAAAGAUCAGUUCCAUAGCCAACGAAGCCUCUGUUCUUGGAAAGAAAUAUAACGAAAAGAAACUUGUGAAAAAAGUGUUGAGAUGUCUCCCUCCUCGAUUUGAGGCAUACAAAGCUGUCUUGAAGAUUGCAAUCAACACUGAUGAGAUGAAGUUUGAUCAACUGGCCGGGAUUCUCAAAGUUCAUGACCUGGAACGAGCAGAAGGACUUCCCAAAGAGCAAAAAGGAAUCGCUUUUACUGCAGACAAUAAGGAGAUUGAUCGUGUCAAACGAAUUGAGGACAACAUGAGUCUUAUGGCUAAGAACUUCAACAAAAUGCUUAAACGGGUUGAGAAGGGACAGAACAGGUCUAGCAACCGAUUUCAGAGCAGAGACAGUGAUCGCUCGAACGUACGAAAUGACUCAGGAAGAGGAAACCGUAAAAAGGAACUACAAUGUCAUGAAUGUGAAGGCUACGGUCACUAUCGUAAUGAAUGUCCUUUGACCAAAAGAAAGGAACUGAAAUGCAUCGAAUGCAAGGGGUAUGGACACACAAGGAGCGAGUGUCCUAACAACCUCAAAAAGGACAAAUCACUCAUCUGUUUCAGCGACACAGAGUCUGAGGAGGGCAGUGACAAUGAAGAACUACUUAUGAACUUUGUAGCUCUGGUUGGCCAAGAUGACGCAUGUGAGACAAUCUCUAUGACAGAUUCAGAAUCUGAGAUAGAACCAGAAGGAGAUAACUCCGAUCUCAAAUCUGAGUACCGACUUCUGUUUGAUAAAUUCACUGAGCUGAGUCUUGAGAAUCUUCAACUGAUCAAGGAUCGAGCAAUGCUAAAGGCUCAGGUAAACAUUCUUGAACUGGAACAACCGGCAAAAGAUGAUGAAGUCACUCCUGUGAAUACUGAAAACAGAGAAAAAGAGAAACGAGACUCUCUUGAGAAAACCAUCUCAGAUCAGGCACAUAGCCUAAAAAGCCUGGAGACCAGAUAUGAUCAAACCAAGCUGUUGCUGAAUGAGGAGUUAGAAAAGAGUCGACUGCUGCAGUACGAGCUCAGUGAGAACUACAAGAAAGUGAGGAUGCUUAACACUGGAUCUGACAAACUUGAUCACAUUUUGAGGGUCGGACAAUCACCAGCCACUUGCCGUGGACUUGGAUAUCAAGGCUAUUGUUCACAGUCAAAGGAUCUGACCCAAGGAGUAACGUUUGUGAAAGGCUCUCAACAGACUAGUUCAAGCAUACCUCAGACAGUUGGUUCCGUCAACCCAACGGCCACAAAGAGCUUCAAUGUACCUUCCACAAAACGAAAGAAUGGAUGUAUGUUUUGCUGCAAAGCAGGUCAUAAGGCAUCUAACUGUUAUUUCAUGAGAAAUCAACUUCAACGCGCUUGGAGGACCAGCAGAUGUUUCAUGGAACCUAGCAAAGUGGGACAUGUGUGGAUUGCUAAGACUGAUCUGUAUCCAAAAUAUGGAAACAGAGUCUCACCACUCAGGAUCAACGCUGAUGAAACGACUGGAUCAGGACCUGAACUCACUCCUAUCAGUGAUCAGAGAGAAGGAAAAGCCAUAAUGUGCAAUCUUGCUUUUAUUCGAGACUGGGAACCAUCUGAUGAAGUGGCUGUGUCACACCACAAAGAUGAAAUGUCACUCCCUCAGAACUGCGAUCCUCUACUUGAAGACAUGAGUAAUAAGAUGAUAGUGGGAAACGUGGCAUACACAUCAACUGACAGCGCUAAGCAGACUGAUCUCCCAUGGUAUUUUGAUAGUGGUUGCUCUAGACACAUGACUGGAACCCUGGAAUGUCUGGAGAAUGUAGAAGAAAUUCAAGGUGGAAAAGUAACCUUCGGAGAUGGAGGUCAAGGAAAGAUACUUGGUGUUGGUUUGACAGAUAGAGCUGACCUCCCACGUCUCAUAAAUGUGUUUUAUGUCGAAGGUCUGAAAGCCAAUCUCAUCAGUGUGAGCCAACUCUGUGACGAAGGACUCCAAGUUAUCUUUGACAGAAAAGAGUGCCGAGCAGUAAACGACAGAGGGGAUCUUGUAUUGUGUGGAUAUCGUUCGGGCAACAACUGCUACAUGUGGAAACCAUCAAGUCAAUGUCUAACUGCUAAAGAAUCACAGACAGAACUCUGGCACAAGAAACUUGGAGCUAACAGCUUCACCUUUGACUACCCUCUGCUUUACCAAGAGAUGAUUAAGUAA